UAGAUUUAAAGGAAGCAGUAAAUGUUUCCCUCGGCUCAGCUACUGCGACGGACUCUAUCUGCUUCGGACCGCUCGCCAUUUUAAUCUGCCAUUUGAAGGAAUAACAGCCGCACUUACCUAUCAUAAGGCGUCUCUUUACCGCCGCACAGAUCUCCAUGAUGAUGGAAAUGGAGGUGAUGCAUUCCGGUCAACAGGCCAUGGAGCUGAUUGACAUACUGUGGAAGCAGGACAUUGAUCUCGGCGCCAGGCGUGAAGUGUUUGACUACAACCACCGUCAGAAAGAACAUGAACUGCGGAGGCAGCGGGAGCUGGAAGAAGAGAAGAGGCAGCAUUUGGUGCGGGAGCAGGAGAAGGCCCUGCUGGCACAGCUACAGCUCGACGAGGAAACAGGAGAGUACAUACCCCGCCCGCCACCCAGCGCCCCACGGCAGUCGGCUGUCACACCUCUAGAGGUUUCACAGAAUGUCAGCUUCACAGAAGACAACUGUGAUGCCAUGUCAUUUGAUGAAUGUUUGCAGCUACUGGCAGAGACGUUUCCCGUAGAGGAAGCUGAGAGCACCUCAGUUUGCCUGGACACAACUGCUGUUUCAGCACCCAUGAUGUCGCCCGAUCAACCGGCUCUGCCACCAGCCACCCUAUCUCCAGGUCCACUAUCACCACCACCACCACCACCACAGAGGAUGUCCCCAGAUUUGGAGCAGGCCUGGAUGGAGCUUUUGUCCCUCCCUGAGCUGCAGCAAUGCCUGAGCAUGCAAAUGGAGGACACACUGGAGACCACAGCUUAUCCUCUUCCAAACAGCCCUGAAGUGCAGAAUCCAAACUACACUUUUUACCCCAUGACCAAUCUCAGCGACGGGGAAAUAAACAGUUUAAAUGUUUGUCCCACAGAGUUUAUGAAUACAUUCGAUGGCUCUGUUCCCAGUAUGGCCACACCGGACAAUCUCAGCCAGAUGAAGGCAAAAGCUCCUCAGUUAAAUGCUAACUUUGCAGCAGAGAGUUUCUGUGACAUGUUUUACCCCAGCACCAUUCUGGAGGAGAGCAGCGGUCGACAUAGCCUUGAAGGAAACGAAAGUAACGCCAUGUCUGACAUCCCAAACAAGCCUCCCUUUACUACAGUGGACCUUUACAGCCUCUCACCUGGAGAUGCCUUUGACAGAGGCAAACAGAGUAUGAAGACAGAAAUGCCAGAUUCAGAUUCAGGAAUCUCUUCAAACACCAGUCCAAAUGCUAGUUCACCUGGGAAGUCCGUGUAUGGAGAUGGGUCCUUUGGUGGUUACAGUGAUUCAGACAUGGAGGAGAUGGACCACAACCCUGGAAGUGCAGAAUCUGACUACUCAGAGAUGUUCACACUUAAUUUCCAACCUGAUGACCUUCAGUUAGGAAUCUCUGUGUCUGUACCGAUAGGGCAGCCCCAACAGACGCAGGAAAAGAAGCCCAAGCAACACAAGACGGACCCAGCAGAGGAGAACGGCCACAACAGCGCCCCCUUCACCAAAGACAAGCAGAAGAAACGUUUGGAAGUGCGUCUCUCCAGAGACGAGCAGAGGGCUAAGGCCCUCAAAAUCCCUUUCACUGUUGACAUGAUCAUCAAUCUGCCUGUUGACGACUUCAACGAGAUGAUGUCGAAGCACCAACUCAGCGAGGCCCAGCUGGCCCUGGUCCGAGACAUACGCCGCCGUGGCAAGAACAAGGUAGCUGCCCAGAACUGCCGCAAACGCAAGAUGGAGAACAUAGUGGGUCUGGAGAGCAACCUGGACUCGCUGAAGGAGGAGAAGGAGCGUCUGCUGAACGAGAAGAGCCAGAACAUCACAAACCUGAAGGAAAUGAAGCAGCAACUCAACAGCUUGUACCUGGAGGUCUUCAGCAUGCUGAGAGACGAGAAGGGGAACACCUACUCCCCCUCCGAAUACUCCCUCCAGCAAUCAACUGACGGCAGCGUCUUCCUCGUCCCUCGCAUCAAAAAGACUUUCAUUAAGAGCGAAGACAACCUCGUUUCUCCUUUGUAAUAUGGUACUGCAUUAUCAUAGUAAUACUAUGCAAUAACUUUGUAGUCCUUCAGCUUUAAAGUAUAAGUAGCUCAGCAGAACUAUUGUAUAGUUUUUGCUCACUUCUCUUGAAUGUUGUAAUAUUUUUGAUAUUUUACUUCUUUUGUACUCGGAUACCUUAAACAGAUUCUUUAACCAAUAUUGUUUGUAAAUAUAAACACUUGCUUUUGAGAUUGAUAUACUGUUACUGUAUGUGUACAUAUAUAUAUUGUAUAUAUCAUAUUUCUGUAUGCUAAUGAUUGUUUCAAUCAUUGUUACUCAUAUUUUAUAACUGUCCCUUUAUGAUUUGCUGCCCAGGUUCUUUUAUAAAAUAUUGACUUCUGUGCUUUUCAAUAAAGUAUUCCUAUAGCUG
Molecule: messenger RNA, 2397 nt
Organism: Epinephelus fuscoguttatus (brown-marbled grouper)
Lineage: Eukaryota; Metazoa; Chordata; Actinopteri; Perciformes; Serranidae
Gene: nfe2l2a
Product: nfe2 like bZIP transcription factor 2a
Exons: 5
Coding region: 156-2006 (616 amino acids)
Biological process (GO): regulation of transcription by RNA polymerase II; cellular response to oxidative stress
Cellular component (GO): nucleus
Molecular function (GO): DNA-binding transcription factor activity, RNA polymerase II-specific; RNA polymerase II cis-regulatory region sequence-specific DNA binding
Source: RefSeq, a predicted model, not a curated record